GAGAAAGUUUACCAACAUUUUGAGUUUCAAUGCCUGUGAAGUUGUUGCAAUUCAGGCACCUCACUUUGGUUAUCUGGCUCUUCAGGCUGGUAUCCAGUACUGUCUGAAGGGCACACGUUGUUUUGGUGUGGUGUCACCUUGCUUCAUGCUGACAAGAUGUUGAAUUCGUCGUAGGCUAAGCCCAUAUACAGUUUGCUUCUACACAAACACAUUCUUCUCUAAAAAUGUAGACUUUUAUGGAGAAAGCUGGGUUUACACAGUCUAUAGGAAGUCUGGGGACAUUCUGAAAAAAUGGUUCACCAAGGCUUGGGGGUUCAGCACAGCUGCCCUGUCCCAUGGGCACAGGGCUGUGUCCCCCAAGUGGAGCUGUACUCGUGGGUAGCAUGUUUACUGAGUAGUCUGAAAAGAUUUUCCUGGCAGGUGUGUGUGUGUGCUUCAGCUAGCUCUGUCACCAGUGAGCUGUCACCAGCCUCCAUAGCUCUGGCUUCAGGUGCUUCUGCUGGAGCACUAAAGGCACAGGAAGGGAACUGUCCUGAAGGAUCCUGCAGCCCUGCCAGAGGAGCAGUGGUUGGUGGCAAAUGUUCCCACCUCCAAACAGCCUUGGUGGGGACAGGUAGGUUAUACUCUAGGCCCCUGAGAGCUGUAGAGACUCAAGAUUUGGCAGGCAAUUCAAAAACUGUUGCGUCCUGCUUGUCAGGCUCUUAAAACAGGAUUUGAAGAAUCUAUAAACCCUGUUUAUCUCCAUGUGCCAAUGGUUUUUGACCAGGCAUUAUCUGGAAGAAGAACUAGAAGAAGGAAUGGAGAGCAGCGUGGAAGUGGUAUCAAAAGUGCAGUUUCCAGAGGCCCAGAAGUUACACCAGAAAGAAAAUACUGUUAAUUAUUGUCAAACUGAACUCUAGUAAAAGACCUGGAUGUUUUUUUUCAGUGCUAGUGAAGUCAUACUUCCACUUCUUUUGGUUGCAGUUCUUCAGUAUGUAAGGUUCUUGAUUUUUAGGAGGAUUUUUAUGCUGUGGGUUUUACUAUGAAAAGCUGAAGUCAGGCAGUGCAUGGUGGAGGAGAAGACUGCAUUUUUCAUAAGAUGGUUUUCCUUUUUCUUUGAGAAAAAGGGAAAUGUUUUCCUGCUUUCUAUAUAUGAUAUAUAAAUUCUCUAUAUAUUUUUCUAUAAGUGAUUAGAAAGUUUGCAUCCUCUUACUAUCAAUUACACAAAUAUUUUCAGUCAGUUUUGUCCUCAAACUGAAUUGGAUGUGCAUGUGCCAGGAGAAAUGAGUCAAAUUUAAAGAAAUAGCAUCCUGUUCUUCCCUGUUGUAGUCCGAUCAAAAGACACAUUGAGGGGAAUAGUGAAGUCCAAAUCAAGAAAAGGUGUUACAUUUCCUUCCAGUGCCUGAAGGGAGCCUACAAGAAAGAUGGGAGAGAUACUUUUUAAACGGGCUUGGAGGGACAGGACACAGAGGAAUGCCUUCAAACUGGAAGACAGUAGAUUUAGAUUAGAUAUUAGGAAGAAAUUCUUCCCCAUGAGUGUGAUGAGGCCCUGGCACAGGGUGCCCAGAGCAGCUGUGGCUGCCCCUGGAUCCCUGGCAGUGCCCAAGGCCAGGCUGGACAGGGCUGGGAGCAGCCUGGGACAGUGGGAGGUGUCCCUGCCAUGGCAGGGGUGGAAUGAGAUUCAAGGUCCUGUCUGACCCAACCCAUUCUAUGACUCCAUAGUUGUGAUUCAGAAAAUACCCCUCAGACACAAAAAUUGUAGAAUGAGUUUAACAGAGAAAUUGCAUCAGAAUUAAAGGUAUCUUCAAAAUAAAAUGACUGAUUAAUUUUUUUUUUUUUGAUAGGCAGUUCUUGCAGAAAACAGGCCAGGCCUUGGGACUGUGCUUGAAGAGAAGCUUUAUAAUACUUGGGCCAGACACUUAAAUUUUAUGCUUUUUCCCUAGUUUCCUAAGGUGGCAUUUCCUGUGCACUGUUCUGAUUGUCUCAAUGGGCAUUUCAUUCCCAUUUCCUUCUUCUGAGCCUGCACAGUCUGUUUGACUUCAGAGCUUGUGUUUGGGCUGUUGGUUGUUACCAGCUAAGAAUGAGCAACAUGUAUUGGAGGGUGGUGCAGCUCAUAUUUCUGUAUGAGGAUGGCUCGCUCUCUGUAUGAGUGGCUGUGGCAGCACGAGUUCUGGCUGCCCCCAGGAAUCACCUGGGAGGACAUGCAAGAAUCUGAAGACACUCAUUAUCCUCAGCCUCGUCAUCUCCUGCUCAGUAUCCCCUUUGCUUUAAUCUUGGUAGUCAUUCGAUGUGCCUUUGAAAGAGCCAUAGCCCUGCCCCUCAGUACCAAAUUGGGUGUGAGAGACAAGCAGAGACCAAAAGCUCAGCCCAACCCCGUGCUGGAAACAUUCUAUAGUACGCGCUGCAAGAACCCUAAAGAGGGUGAGCUGCUCAGUUUAGCCAAGCAAUGUGACCUGCCAGUGAGGAAGGUGGAGAAGUGGUUCCGGCACCGGAGGAACAUGGACCGGCCCAGCCUGUCCAAGAAGUUCAGCGAGGCCUGCUGGAGAUUUACAUUUUACAUCAUUUCUUUCUUCACUGGACUCGCUGUCCUGUAUGAUAAGCCUUGGCUUUGGGACCAUAGAGAGUGCUGGACAGGAUAUCCACAACAGCCUCUCCAACCCUCCCUGUUCUGGUAUUACAUGCUGGAGCUCUCCUUCUACUGGUCACUGGUCUUCACCUUGCCCUUUGACGUGAAGAGGAAGGAUUUCAAGGAGCAGAUAGUCCAUCAUGCUGCAACCAUCUUCCUGAUCAGUUUUUCAUACUGUGCCAACUACAUCCGCAUUGGGACACUGGUGAUGGUGAUUCAUGAUGCUUCUGAUUGCUUCCUAGAGCCAACUAAGAUAUUCAAUUACAUGAAGUGGAAAAAAACUUGUGACAGCCUCUUUAUGAUCUUCUCAGCUGUUUUCCUGAUCAGCCGCCUGGUCAUUUACCCCUACACAGUGCUUUAUAACACCUACUAUUACUCCAUGGAGAUAUUCCAACCCUUCUUUGGAUACUACUUUGUGAAUGUUCUCCUGCUAAUUCUGCAGCUGCUCCAUAUCUUCUGGUCCUGCCUAAUUAUUCACAUGGUCUACAAGUUCAUCCUCCAGGGCACGAUGGAAAAGGACAUGAGAAGUGACACAGAAGAAAGUGACAAGGAUGAAGAAAGAGAUAAAAUUAGAGAAAAGGAGAAAAAUGGGAUCACGUGUUUCAGCAAUGUCACAAGCAACGGUUACAUCCAGAGGAAUGGAUCUGAGCCCCUGGACAACAGAGCCCAUCAUGCCAAUGGCCAUGCCAAGGAGAGAUAGCUGCUGUCCUGUGCUGCUGGCCUGGCCUCCAGCAACCCCAGGCCACCAUCUGUAGAAACAGUUUUGCUCACUGUGUAGAUAAACUGGAGUGCAAUUGCAGUAUUGUAGCUUAAUUCCUGCUUCCCAUAAACCAAAGUGUUUAUAGUCAAUGAAUAUUUGAAGGAAGUUUUUUGUCUUCCUUCAGUAAAAGCUUACUAUAGGUAGCCUCAAAACAGAUAGUAAGGGAUCAAAGUGGUUUGACUUGUAUUAAGACUGUACCAUAAUUGUUGUCAAGUGUGUUAAUCUUGAAAAAUACUUUAAAAAUAAGAAGGUGGAUUAACUCCUGCAGCGUCAAGUUUUACCCACCUGAUGUUUGAUAGGAAUCUGUUUAGCCUGGAUCAGCCUCUGGAUUAUUAUUAUGGCUGACAAGUGACAAAUCUUACCACUGGGUAAGAUUUGUUCUGAGAAAACAAGUGCCCUGUAUACACUUACAAAAUAAAAACUGAGCAUAGUGAAAUGAAAGUUUUUGGAAAGGCAUAAGAUAAAACAUGUUCUUCUCAAAGGAAGUACUCUUUGUGCCAGUAACCAGUUUUGUAAUGGUAUGGAUCUCAGUCCCUACUUAUUGCCCCUAAGGAGGGAACUCCAAAGCCCAGGCUGGAGAGUCCCCACACAAAUCACAUUGGAAGAGCUGGGAGAUCCAGUCAGCUGUUUCUCAACACUUAGGUGUUGGACUCGUUGAUUCUUGUGGGUCUCUUCCAACACAUAAUAUUCUGUAAUUCUGUGAUAAUUGGAAGUUGGAAGCACAUGUUCUGUACGCUGCGAUUUGAGUGUAUGAUCUCACCUCUCUGCAGGUGCUGUGCUCAGGAGGGAUAUUGAAAUGACUCAUCAUUUUGUACUACUGAAUGUAAAUGUUCUUUAUAAAUUACUUUUAAAGGUUUGA
Molecule: messenger RNA, 4224 nt
Organism: Pyrgilauda ruficollis (rufous-necked snowfinch)
Lineage: Eukaryota; Metazoa; Chordata; Aves; Passeriformes; Passeridae
Gene: CERS4
Product: ceramide synthase 4
Exons: 11
Coding region: 2103-3305 (400 amino acids)
Biological process (GO): regulation of DNA-templated transcription; ceramide biosynthetic process
Cellular component (GO): membrane
Molecular function (GO): DNA-binding transcription factor activity, RNA polymerase II-specific; sphingosine N-acyltransferase activity; DNA binding
Source: RefSeq, a predicted model, not a curated record